Mugil cephalus (flathead mullet) is the source of this 2379-nucleotide messenger RNA. It is a transcript of the gene tsen54, whose product is annotated as TSEN54 tRNA splicing endonuclease subunit. The record is from RefSeq and is a predicted model, not a curated record. The transcript has 12 exons. NCBI's taxonomy places the organism in Eukaryota, Metazoa, Chordata, Actinopteri, Mugiliformes, Mugilidae. Gene Ontology annotation, biological process: tRNA-type intron splice site recognition and cleavage. Bases 593 to 2143 code for a protein of 516 amino acids. Gene Ontology annotation, cellular component: tRNA-intron endonuclease complex.
AAACAAAAAAAGUGGUACUGAUAAAUAAAAGCAUCUGAGCACACAUGCAGACCAGUCAGGGUGUCCACAGUGGCACCUGACCACUGCUGUUCCAAUACUCAAAACAGGGCCAGUGGAAAAAGGUGGUGAUAUUUUAUCUUACAUCACCUGGGUGGCGGGAUGGGUCCAGGUGGACAUUGGAACAUUGGAAGUUGCAUAGUUCACACCGUGCCCUCGCUCUCGGGUGCUGGACAUCUUCUCUUUAGUAAUACUCUCAAAUCUGUGUAAGCAGUCCUUAUUUGUGUGCUUACUGUAUGUUUAUGAACUUUUGUCUGUGUUUAUGUCACAUUUUAUAUUAUAUCUCCAAAUGUGCAGACUAAUGAUAGGAGUAUUGUUGUACAGACUUGAGCAUUUUUUGUUGUUAAAUCAUGCUGAUAUGAAUUCUACCUUUCUAUAUGUAUUGAGUCGUGUGACUUUCAUUUUCAAAGUUGGAAAAGAACACAAUCCAUUACCUCGAUGUUCUUUAGCGCCCUCUGUCGGUCAUGUUUUACUGUCACCGACAUAACGUACACUAGGACCCAGAGGAGCAGGGCAGCGGGUGGACCGGCUAAACAUGGCGGACCAAAACAAGUCAGGCAGCGUAGGGAACUUCUACAGCGAAAUAUUAAGUCCGUCCGAGCUGUUCGCAGCCCGGUCGAGGAGCCACAAGAUCCCAGUCAGGGGUCAGAAGGACUUCUUCCCCGACGACUCAGACGAGCAACGGCAGCGACUUGAGCAGAGUCUGAAUGAACACUGGAGCCUCGUAUCAGAGGAGAGAGUGGAGAGGCUAGGAAACCUGGUGAAGGCCACAUGGGUUCCAGGCGAUCGUGUUGUGGAGCUUCAGUCUCCGGCUGGAAAGUUCUGGCACACGAUGGGCUAUUCUGCAAACGGAAAGCAGUAUCUCCUCCCCGAAGAGGCUCUGUACCUGAUGGAGUGUGGAAGCGUGCAGGUGUUUUAUGAGGACCUGCCGCUGUCCAUCCAGGACGGCUAUGAGAAAUUUUUGUCCCCGGACGCAGUGAGCCUCCAGCAGUAUCAGGUGUUCGGGCACUUGAAGAGGCUCGGCUAUGUGGUGCACAGAUUUGAUUCCAGUUCCGAGCCGUCGUCCUACGUGAGGCAGCUGAACCUCCCUCAGCCACGUGACAAAGCGGCGAGACAGCUGAAGAGGAAACGCAGCGGCAGCCCAACAUGCAGUCACCCUGAAGCCCGAGAACAAUCCACCGCUGAGAAAGUGGAGGAGGAUAAAUGCAGCCGUCAAGGUGAAGAUGAAAAACCUCCUGAGUCACACCUGGCGGCCUCUGCGGAGACUCCAGAGGUCCAGACCGCCACCGCGACUCCAGGGACCAAAAGCGAGGGCAGGACCUGGUGGGUGACGGACGCUCCUGUGGGUUCGGACACGCCAUCGGGUCGCCGCUCCACCUCCGGCUCCUCGCGCUGGGACUUCGGCAGCAUCUCGUUCCCCGACCUCGGCUCCAGCGACCGCCUCCCCAGCCGCCUGGCCCCUCCAGACCCCUCUCUGCUGCCCGCGGACGUAACCGCGGGCGCGUGCGACUUUGCCCCCUGGAGGCGGAAAAUCAACCUGCGGAAGGUGAAGAUGUCGGCAAAGGAAGAGAAGAGGGAGGAGGAGAAACGCCGGCGGAAGCGGGAUGUCAACAGAGACAGAGAGGUUCGACGGUGCAGGAACUGGGCGGAGUAUCAGGAGCUCCUGGAGAGGCGGCAGGGGAGGCGCAGGGGCCGACCAGCUCACCUGUGGAACCGGGAAGUCACUCCUUUACACGACCCAAUGCAAACAAUCCCCACUGCGGAGCUGCUGGAUAAAAUCAGCGUGAUUAAACCGACACAUUUGCUGGAGGGAGCGUCCAGGUUAAAAGGUUCGGAUGAGUGGAGGAUUUGUUUCAAUGUUUACCAGCCUGACACGGUGGCCGACUUCAAGAAGAGCAGCCCGGGGAAACCGUACUCCCGCAUGUGUGUGUGCAGCUUCGACGGCCCCGUGCCUGACCUGCGAGCCAUGAAGCAGCUGGCCUUCCAGAGCGGAGAUGUCCCGGUGGUGUUUGCCGUGGUGGACUACGGAGACAUAUCCUUCUACACCUUCAAAGACUUCCAGCUGCCCACUGACGUUUACCCCUGAGGAACGCGCGUCCUGCACUUCUCGGAUUUAUUGCCAAAGUUGCGAUUGUGAUCUGUCUUAAUUACGGUUUUGUCACAGGAAUUGUUGGGAGGACGGACGAUUGUUAAUAUUAUUAUCGUCAGUAUCGUGAUUUUCAUAUAAACGAGACGUGACAGCUGCUGCGGCAAACUGUUGACACAUUCAGAGGCUUUGUAUCAAAAUGAAUCACAGAAUAAAAAAUACUGCGAGAAAAAAAA